Enterobius vermicularis (human pinworm) is the source of this 1614-nucleotide messenger RNA. Lineage: Eukaryota; Metazoa; Nematoda; Chromadorea; Rhabditida; Oxyuridae. The record is from the annotation of a GenBank genome assembly.
AUGGGUCCUGGGGCUGAAACGCGAUAUACCUAUCGUAGCGUCUGCAAGGACAAAAGCGGCCAAAUGGUGAUUUUGGAAGGUUUGGACUGUCAACGUCAAGUUGCGACAGGGAGAUUCAGAAAUGCUGUCAAUUUAACCGGAUGGAGUUUUCUAGAAAUUGAAACCAUGCCUGGAUUUCUUCCAGAAGAACAAGCAUACGCAGCUGGCGUUCUAGAAGGUAACUUAUCUAGCGUGGUUAUUAAGUACCACAUUCAGAAUACGGUAGACGAUGCUUGCAAAAAUUAUACUGCUUAUUGUAAAAGGUUAUAUAGUUUUAUGAGGCAAAAUAUGCAAUGGAUUAGAGAGGAAUUAUCAGAAAAAGGUUCCAACGAUCUGUACUGGGCUCAAGUAAAUAGGACAAUGUAUCAACUAACUGGACUAUAUCAUGGUUAUGAUGGAGCGCCGCUGUCGCCAACAGUUUCUUACGCAAUGCAUCCAAUCCUAAUGAUUAACUCUAAUGGCGAAUUCUACGAUCUUGAAAAGAAACUGAACAAAACUAGGGAUCCUCAAAAUGUGGAUGGAAAAUGCUCCGGUUUUGUAAAAGUAGCUCCUGAGAAUGCUGAUUUACUCUUUUCACAAGUGACAAUGUCUGGAUUUCAAUUUAUGAUGAGGGUAUUAAAACUCUACAAAUUUGGUUUUGAUGAAAAUACUGUGCCAGGACAUACAUCAGCUUUUUCAAGCUAUCCAGGAAUGCUUUAUUCUUCUGACGACUUUGUCCUUAUGAGUUCUGGUCUGGCCGCUUUAGAGACUACCAUCACUGUUUUUAAUAAAACAUUGUUUGAUCACAUCAAGCCAGUUGGUCAGAUCCCGAUGUGGAUACGAGCGAAAGUGGCAAAUGAAUUGGCUAUGGAUGGAGUUGGAUGGUGUAAGAUAUUUUCACGAUACAAUUCUGGCACCUACAAUAACCAGUGGGUUAUUGUCGAUUACAAACGGUUUCGCCCAAAGGCGGAACUACCUUUCUUUGGGUUGCUCUAUGUUCUCGAGCAGCUACCUGGCCACAUUGUGCACAGAGAUAUGACUUGGUUUUUGAGGAAGUACAGCUAUUUCCCAAGUUAUAAUAUCCCGAUAUUCAAAAAAAUCACCAGAAUUAGUGAAGUCGAUAAAUUUGCAGCUAAACUUGGCGGAGAUUGGUACCGAUGGGGUAAAUGCCCAAGAGCUAAAAUUUUCAAUAGAGAUCAUCACAGUGUUGUUGAUUUAGAUUCUUUGACUCGUUUAAUGAGGUACAAUGAUUACACCCGAGAUGAGUUUAGUAGAUGUAAUUGCACGCCUCCGUAUACGGCGGAAGCAGCAAUAUCUGCCCGGGGUGAUUUAAAUCCAGUAAAUGGUAAAUAUCCAUUUCCUGGAAUGGGUCAUGUAAACCAUGGAGCUUUAGACUAUAAGGGCACAAACUACGCGCUUUUCAAAGAUCUUCGAUUUCAAGCCAUUGGCUGUCCAACCUACGGAGAUGUUCCUCCGUUUCAGUGGAGUAAAUUUGACUAUAAUACAAAAGUGAAGCAUUUUGGUCAUCCAGAUCUAUGGAAAUUUGAAGCUGUUGAACCAGUGUGGGAAACUCCAAAUGUUACAGCUUUGUCAUAA